AUGGCCACCUCGACCUCCGAACGAGACACCCACCUGCUGUCGGUCGGCAAGCAAUGCUCUUUGCAAACCUGCAUGCUCGUCGACUUUCUGCCUUUCAAAUGCCAGCACUGCUCGAAAUCCUACUGCGGCGAGCAUUUCAAAGUCGAGGCGCACAAAUGCCCUGAGUACGAUGAGAGCAAGUACGACAGAGUUGCCCCCAAUUGUCCAUUAUGCAAUGAACCAGUAGCGGUUCCCCCAAACCAAGACCCAAACAUUCGUAUGGAGCAACAUCUGACACGCGAUUGUUCCGUUAUGACGGGGAGAACGGGCAAGAAGAAAUCGGGUCCGGUGUGUGCUCGGACGAAGUGUGGCAAGACGUUGUUUGCGCCCAUCCAAUGCAAUCAAUGCAAGCAGCAGUUCUGCCCAUCGCAUCGUUUCCCUGCCGAUCACAGCUGCACUGCACCGCCCAAUAGUAGUACCAGCAGGACAGGCGGGAACACUCUGGGUUCUUCUCCGGGGAGAUCGCUGGCCGACUUAUACGCGAACGCCAAGAAGUCGAACGCUGUCAAGACCGCCUUUGCAUCAGCACCUUCGCUAGGCAGUAACAAGAACGUCAGUUCUAGCCGUUCUCCUAUCGCUACGACUUCCUCCCAAAGUAAGGCGACACCAGCUCCGUCAGAGUCCAAAUCGACGACCAGAAUCCCCUUUUCAAAGCAAGACCGGUCCACUUCUUUGGCUCCUUUGGCUAAUACGACGGUUGCGCUCUCACCCACUUCGACCAAUUCCUCCUCUAAUACUAACGACGCUCUUACGAUCACAACUAAUUCUCUGUCGACACACGACUCUAAUAAUGACAAUAAACCGCCUCGAAUAAUCGAUCCUAUGUCCUUCGUCCCGCGAUCUGUAUUCUCCAUGGCUUAA
Pleurotus ostreatus (oyster mushroom) is the source of this 900-nucleotide messenger RNA. RefSeq lists its product as uncharacterized. Gene Ontology annotation, molecular function: zinc ion binding. NCBI's taxonomy places the organism in Eukaryota, Fungi, Basidiomycota, Agaricomycetes, Agaricales, Pleurotaceae. Gene Ontology annotation, cellular component: cytoplasm. The transcript has 4 exons. Bases 1 to 900 code for a protein of 299 amino acids. The record is from RefSeq and is a predicted model, not a curated record.